AUGUCGUACCAAAAACCCGAGAAGGACUUCGGUGACGGACCCAAAAUCCACAAGAUCCGCAUCACCCUGACAUCGCGCAAGAUUCAGAGCCUCGAGAAGGUCUGCCAGGAGCUCAUCGAGCGUGCGAAGAGCAAGGACCUCCGCGUGAAGGGCCCCGUCCGUCUCCCAACCAAGAGCCUAAAAAUCACCACGAGGAAAACGCCUUGCGGUGAGGGGAGUAAGACUUGGGAUACGUAUGAGAUGCGCAUCCACAAGCGUUUGAUUGAUCUCAACGCACCUACGGAGGUUGUGAAGCAGAUCAUCGUUAACAUCGAGUCUGGCGUGGAGGUGGAGGUUACAAUCGCUGCUUAG
Letharia columbiana is the source of this 351-nucleotide messenger RNA. RefSeq lists its product as uncharacterized. Gene Ontology annotation, molecular function: structural constituent of ribosome; RNA binding. The transcript has 3 exons. Gene Ontology annotation, cellular component: ribosome; cytosolic small ribosomal subunit. The coding region runs from base 1 to 351 and encodes 116 amino acids. Gene Ontology annotation, biological process: translation. The record is from RefSeq and is a predicted model, not a curated record. NCBI's taxonomy places the organism in Eukaryota, Fungi, Ascomycota, Lecanoromycetes, Lecanorales, Parmeliaceae.